This is a messenger RNA of Heteronotia binoei (common prickly gecko), 3636 nucleotides long. RefSeq names its product gap junction protein alpha 1 (gene GJA1). The transcript is spliced from 2 exons. The coding region runs from base 345 to 1493 and encodes 382 amino acids. Gene Ontology annotation, biological process: cell-cell signaling; heart development. NCBI's taxonomy places the organism in Eukaryota, Metazoa, Chordata, Lepidosauria, Squamata, Gekkonidae. Gene Ontology annotation, molecular function: transmembrane transporter activity. Gene Ontology annotation, cellular component: connexin complex. The record is from RefSeq and is a predicted model, not a curated record.
CUUUUCUCCUCCCUACUCCUCGGCAGCCCCUCCUCUCACUCCUCCUUUUCCCCUCCUCCCUCACAGUUAGUGGCUUGAAAACUUUUUAAAAGCUCCCACAUCGUUUCAAGUUAGGAAAAAAAGGAGGGUGUCUUUUUUUUUUUAAACAAGUUCUCAGCACUUUUCUUUCAGGAAAAGGGGAAGGAAAGACAGGGGAAAACAAAAGAGCAGGAGACUUUUAAAGUUUAAAUAGGCAUGUCUGAGUGCCUGAAGUAGUUCUUGCAUUUGAGUUUUAACCCCCUGAGGAACAGAAGCACUUGUUUUACCUUCUUCACUGCUGACUAGCAAGGUAACAGCCAGUGAAGAUGGGUGACUGGAGUGCUUUAGGAAGGCUUCUUGACAAAGUCCAAGCCUAUUCUACAGCAGGAGGGAAGGUGUGGCUGUCUGUGCUUUUCAUUUUCAGAAUCUUGCUACUAGGGACAGCAGUGGAGUCUGCCUGGGGAGAUGAGCAAUCAGCGUUCCGAUGCAACACGCAACAGCCAGGUUGUGAGAAUGUUUGCUAUGACAAAUCCUUUCCAAUCUCUCAUGUGAGGUUCUGGGUUCUGCAGUUCAUUUUUGUGUCUGUGCCAACCCUCCUGUACUUAGCACAUGUAUUCUAUGUGAUGCGGAAAGAAGAAAAACUUAAUAGGAAAGAAGAAGAGCUCAAGCUUGUCCAGAGUGAGGGUGUUAAUGUAGAUAUGCCCCUCAAACAAAUAGAAAUUAAGAAAUUCAAGUAUGGGAUUGAAGAACAUGGCAAGGUCAAAAUGCGUGGAGGACUGCUCCGUACCUACAUCAUCAGCAUCAUCUUCAAAUCUAUCUUUGAGGUGGCUUUCUUGCUCAUACAGUGGUACAUCUAUGGGUUUACCCUGCAGGCCAUUUACACUUGUGAACGAGUGCCAUGCCCACACAAGGUGGAUUGCUUCCUGUCUCGUCCCACAGAAAAAACCAUCUUCAUUAUCUUCAUGCUGGUGGUGUCUUUAGUCUCUCUCUCCUUGAACAUCAUUGAAAUUUUUUAUGUCACCUUUAAGAGCGUUAAGGAUCGCAUGAAGACAAAAAAUGAUCCUUUCUCUCCUAACAGCGGUUUGAGUCCCUCCAAGGAAUGUGGAUCCCCCAAAUAUGCCUAUUUCAAUGGUUGUUCCUCUCCAACUGCCCCUUUGUCACCCAUGUCUCCACCUGGAUACAAACUUGUCACUGGUGACAGGAACAAUUCCUCUUCUUGUCGUAAUUACAAUAAGCAAGCCAGUGAACAGAACUGGGCAAAUUAUAGUGCUGAACAGAACAGGAUUGGACAGGCCGGGAGCACCAUCUCCAACUCGCAUGCCCAGCCAUUUGAAUUUGCCGAUGACCCCCAGAACAGUAAGAAAAUGGGUUCAGGACACGAGCUACAACCUCUCACUGUUGUGGACCAAAGGCCACCAAGCAGAGCUAGUAGUCGAGCCAGCAGCAGACCUCGACCUGAUGAUCUGGAAAUCUAAUCCUUUGUAGCCACAGUACUUAUCACAACUAUGCUAUGAAAUGCAUUAGAAGAUGCACAUAUGAUUUUCAUGCGGUUCCAUUGGAGGUGGUACUUAACAGUCUCAGUCAGGAGAUUUUAACAAACAUAAAAAAAGAACUUGGGGGAUUUUUUUUUUAGUGGGAAGCUGGGGUGGUGUGGGGAAGUACAGCACAUGUUGGUAUUUAAAGUAGCUGAUUUUAAAACGUUUAAAUGCUAAUUUCUAAAAAAACUUAGUCAACACUACAUUAGGGGGAUUGGGGUUGUUAUUUGCUUUAGAAAGAUUAUAAAUGAGUAGGUAUGUGUGUGUGUUUAUAAUAUGCUGAUUUUUCUGAAGAGUUUUGUUUUUGUUAUACUAAAAACAAAAGUUAAACUGAUUUUUUUUUAUCAAGAUGAAAUGGAGAUGGUAUUCUUUUACUGAAAACUGACAGUCUUACAUCAGAUUCUGAUGAUUUUCCUGUUAGAACAUUCCAUUGUUAAAAUUUGCACUUUGAAGGAAAACUUCCUGGUAUGACCUGGUCAGUGUCUAUAUAAUUAUGCAAGUAUAAUCUGUUUCCUUGAAAUCAGUCAACUACAUUUCAGACAAGGCCCACCUGGCAUACUUUGGCCAUGUUCGCCUUAUGAUUCAAACAGAUCUAAUUCAGGGUGUAGAGUGGAGUUUUUGUUCCUGUGCCAUUGUUUUACCACCUCAGUGUCCUGCUGAUCACAUACAGCCUUCACCAAUUGCUAGGAAACCGUUUGUCAGGUAUGGUGUGAAGCUGGACAAUCAAGCCAUUUUUAUUUAAUGUUAUCACCUACAUAGAUUAUUUGUCCACAGUUAAGUUCCACUAUUAUUAGUGGGGUUGAACACUGGUUGGAGUUAUAGUCACUGGGUACAAUCCAGGAUGAUUAAAUUUGCUGGAAAUUACUUACUCCUAUCAGAGUCUCUCAUGCAUUGGGAUGCAUGCACAGAUUUCUGUUCAUAAGAACCAUAUCAUUUACUUCAAUACUUAUAAAAGUGUACAGCUCUACAUCCUCAGGAGUGUGAAACACCCACUACGUACAAUGAGAUUUUCCUAUACGUUUGGACAUCUGUAUUCAUAGCACAUUACUAGACUAGGCCCAGCAUAUGAAUCAAAGGACAGGUAUACAUGGAGUUGAGAAUGUAUUAGUGAAUGGCUUAGUCUUCCAUGAAUACACACACAUUAAUGUGUCAUUGUGAUGUUUACAUUAAACAAUUCUAAUAAAUAAAUCUUUUACCCAUUUUUAACAAUUGAAACCAUAUUUUUAUAUAUUCCAUAGCAGAUGCUAUAAACUUGUAAGUAUAUAAAUUUGUAAGAUCCCACAUUUUUUAAAAAAUUUCCCUAUCAGUUCCAAAAAAUAGUUAGUGUUCCUCAAAUUAAGAAGGAAAGAAUCUACUAGGUUACCUAGUCCAUUUCUCUGACUUUUAAUGACUUAUGCUUGAAUAACAUAAAUGGUAGUACUGUGGUGAUGGUGGCAAUGGUAGCCUGCCGAUAAUGUGAGAGACUUGGGGAUAAUUUACACAACCACGUUUAUCUUGGAGUAAUUUCAGUUAUCAUGUGAUUGCUCAAGGGUAUGAAAAGAUCAUCAUGGAUUAUACAUCAAGAACUGAACAAAAAAACCUCCACUUGAUAACUGCUGCCUCAGAGGAUUGUGUGAAUAGGACCCUAAAACAACUGCUUUGAGCUGUACAAAUAAUACAUGUCUAUGUCAGUUUUAUGGUAACAAGCACUUCGUGAGUGUUGUUCACAUACAGAUUAGCUCAACUAUAACAUGAUGGUCUAAUUCCUUCUCAGUGACAAUUUUGAUAUUUUGCACAUAAAUUUUGGGUAAUGCAAGUGAGGCUGAAAGAGUACAAUUCUAAUUUAUUUGAAAUAUAUGCUGAAAUACACAAUUUCAACCACAGUGCCUUUUACUUCAACACAGUUCAACCAGGAACACAGCCUGGUUUCAUUUUGCAGCAGCACAGACUUAGGGAUCUUAUAAUAUGUUGUACUAAGUAAUUUUUGACAUUCCAUGUUAAAACUAUUGUCAAGCUCAUUGAUUGCAUGUAUGCCGCCAUAGUCCAUCAAAUCACUUUUUCUGGAGAACAAACUUUAGUCAAUAAAGUUUUAAUUUAGUAUAAA